CAAUGGACUUCCGCGUUCCCAACACCAGGGGCCUCGGCUACUCACACAACCGGUUGCCAUGGUAACCCAGACGCCUGGUGACGGUUAACGAAAAAAGAAAGGACUUCCUGAAUAAACUGUUUGGAAAGUAAUGCCAAGUAACGGUAAAAUGGCGAUUAAUUAGUGUGCAGGUCUACAGACAAGUUUCAAGUUAAGACACAACUGGGAGUCUUCGCUGACUGACUGCUGGUAGGAAGGUUAUCAAUGCAUUUAAUGAGACCGAAGUCCUCCAAGAGGCGAAGCAGACCCACCGUUAACAGUUUCCUCUGUACUAAUUCGGACAGCAUUCCUAGGCCGUCGGAGUCUUCUGUGAACCGCCGGCCGGACAGCAGCUUCCUCUCUCGGCCUGACACCGAAAUGUUGCAGGCCAAGAGGCUCACGACGGAUGAAGUCGUCCAUGUGCUGCAACAGGCCCCUGCGGCCCCUCCACAGCCCUUCAACAAGUACAACGUCCUUCCACCCAUUGAGAGGAGGCAGUCCAAAGAGAGUCCUUUGAGGAGCCUGACCAAAAUGAUGUCCACGCUCGACCUGCCUAAUGAUGCUGUCACCCAGCCCCGCAGUACGGCUGGUGGACGCCUCAGAAUCCGACCAGAGCCCUCCGACGCAGCACGUACCAGCGGCAGUUUGCUUCUCGCCAUAAGAGCACCGUGCGGCCGGAGGUUCGAGCAGCAUUUUGACCCGUCAGACACGCUGCUGGCGGUGAGAGCCAGUGCAGAGGCCAGGUAUGGCGUCAGGUACGAGGGCGCUUUCAUUGAGACCAUAGCUAUGCCCCGGAGGGCCCUCACGGACCUGGACAUGACCCUGGCGCAGUGUGACAUCCAGAACAGAUCAGUGCUGUGCAUCUCACAGAGCAAUACAUCUGUGGUGGAACAAGAGAGGGAUUAAAUGUUUCAGAUUAAUUUCA
Molecule: messenger RNA, 943 nt
Organism: Melanotaenia boesemani (Boeseman's rainbowfish)
Lineage: Eukaryota; Metazoa; Chordata; Actinopteri; Atheriniformes; Melanotaeniidae
Gene: ubxn10
Product: UBX domain protein 10
Exons: 2
Coding region: 244-924 (226 amino acids)
Molecular function (GO): protein binding
Source: RefSeq, a predicted model, not a curated record